AUGACAAUCAAGCCACUUCCUUCGGCGGCUCUCAUCGCAUUUGGAGCCCCAGCUGCGAUGGCAAUUGGCAAUCCACAAGUAAAAGACGAUGGCAGCCGCAUUUGUCAUCUGAUCAAUACACGUAUCGAGCUUUACCCAUUGUACCCUGUCAAAGGGUUGAGACCAUCAUCACUGCGCAAAUCAUCCUCCGCCAGCAGCAGCAGCAUCAACAACGCCUGUCCCCCGCCGCCGCCCACGCCGCACCAAGUCAAUCCCGCCGGCAGCAGCAGCACUCCGCCCCAUACCAAUUCCAAUUCCCAGCAUCCGCAUCCGCAUCCACACCACCACCCACUGCCGCACCAUCCGCAGUACCAGAACCACCAGCACAGGCGCAGCAGCAGCUCCAGUCACACCAGCCACGCGGAAAACUCAAGCGGCUUGGCCACCAAACCGGCCAUCAAUUUGCUGGCCAAUCAUUUGCAGGCCAACUACUUUGAGUUCCCGCCCACCGCUCCUGUACAGGCGUCGUUGCACCACAGCGGACGCACCGCAGUCUCCACGCCGUCCCUGAACUUGCAGCAACACCACUACCAGCACCAGCACCAGCAGCAGCAGCAGCAGACCCCCUGCACCACAGUCGGUGGUCAGUACAGCUCGGCUGUUGCCAAAGCGGCUGCCUCCACGGCCUGCGCGCUCCUUGCCACGUGCCACGUGUCCAGGGAUCCCGAUCAACAGCCGCCCAAUCACCAGACACACCAGCCUCAGAACCCGGAGUACCUGCAGCCGACCGCAAGCAAAAUGGGGCGACGCGAGAUAAAGCGCUCUAAUACCAGUGGCUCCACCACCAGAUCCUACGACAGCGGAAGCGCAACCACAAACUUCGUGGGCAAGUUCACGCAGAGUGUGCGCCGAAUCGUGCAGGAUGUGAAGGACGAGGGGGCGCCCAGUGGAAUGACGCGGGACGAGGUGAUCGAGACGAACGAGCGCCUGCGAUCCUUGCGCCUCCGCCUGGAGGAGUCCUACGAGACCGCCAAGAAAGCCCUGAUCAACCUCAUGAACAAGUACGGCGACUCGAAGAGCCAGCGCAACAUCUUCCAGCGCUAUCCCAUGCUCAAACUGAUGAUUAAGGAAGUCAUUCGCCUGGAGACCCAGUACUGGACCCUGGUGGACAUCCCGCGGCAGGAGAAGCAGGAGACGGUGCCCUCCUACGUGAUGCGGGCCUGCUCGAUCAUGGAGAAGACCCAGAAGUCCGGCGAGGGAGUCAAGACCUCCGCCCGCCUGGCAGAGGAGGCGGCUGAGCGGCGGGAGCGGAUGGAGCGAUUGGAACAUAUGACAACUGCCCAAAUCGAACACGAGAAUACGCAGCUAAUAAACGACUUGUAUCGCUUGCUGAAAAAGUAUCUGGGACUGCGACACCUCAUCCGUGUGUUGAAGGAAGAGUACGGCAGCUCAAAGAUGUAUCCGAUAUUUCCACGCUACACAAUGCUGAAGGACAUGAUAAAGGGCAUCAUGCACGAUCCGGACUACAUGGAGGUGUGCCACGAGACACUGGCCAACGCCAACUGAGCCGAGGGCACCGGAAAUGGCAGGCGUCGCAUGAGUGUCAUUUGAGAGGGCCCAAAAACUAAUAGCAAUACCAAUACAAGCAGCAGCAUACACGGACGCAGAACCCAGGAUUAGAGUCCUGCGAAAUGUGUAUGCACAAGUGCUGAAUUCGCAUGCGAAUUUUCAAGAGAUUCCGGAGUGAUUUAGAGCUUUCCGAACAGCUUCUUCGUAACUCCUCCGCCAGUGGAGCGGGUUCCUCAAACCUCUUUCGGCCCUUCUUUUAGCCAACACUCAAAGGCAAGCCAAGACAAACUAAUCAACUAACUAACCAACUACUAACUGAGCCCAGACCCCACCACCCACCACCAACUAAACAAGGAACUAUUUACACUACAUUAUCAGAUACAAACACUUCGGCACUGAAGUGCCAGCAAACAAACUAAAAGGCAUUUAUUUUAAUGAACUUUUGAGAUGAAUACAGUGUUAUACCUACAAAAAUACAAAAUACAAAACACAAGAUAUUUACUGAUAAAAUAGUGAACGAAGCGCUCAGAGACGAUGAACCGAAAUCAAAUCGAGAAUCAAACCAAACUCUUUGUAAUUUGUAUGUACCACUUACAACAACAAACUGAGCCUAGUAUUAUACACAUAAAUAUAGAGCAAUGAACAUGGAAUAUACAUAUAUAUGUGAAGUAACCAAAGAUACUCCAAAGCAGAUGACUAUUGACAAAUUGAUAACCGCUUGAUUUGGCUUGACCUUGCCACCUCUUUGAGUUUGUUUUAGAUAAAGUACUGGUCGAUAGCUGUUAGCUGAUUAUAUCAUACUUAUUAACAAAGUGUAUCAAAUUGUAUUGAAUAAACCCCACGCCUAGAUGUAUUUAUUACCUACCUAGUUAGACAAUAUAAGGGAAAUAUUCCCAUACCGGUGCGAGCAAAUACUCCUAACACCUUUUAAGGAAACACCAAGCCCCAUAUCCUAGAACCUAACUGAUUGUUGAUUUUACCUUCGCCAGUAACUAUUAGUGACUAACAAAUGCUUUAUGUGUGUAUCGAAACGUUCAGCUUUAAGUUACCUGCAACGCGCAGACAAACCGAAAUGCAAGUGUGUAUUUCAAAAGUUCGGUUGAGAUGUGUGCAUCCCAUGGAUUCGUUGUUGUACAAUGUACAUGCAUACCUUGUAGCUUUGUAAUCCCCAAGCCCAAACACACAUUGCAAACACUCGAGCACAAGAGACCAAAGGAAAACCUAGACGAGCUUACAACUUUUUACGAGAGCCAGACUCCCGCAAAUGCCCUUUCCCUUUUUUCAGUUAUUUUUGCAUAGAAAUCCCACUCAAUUUAUGGCUUUAAAUUUGCGCCACUAAUAGCCGGCGAUUGAAACUGGCAGAAGUGAGAUCCCCUCUUUACCACUAAAAUCUCCACUGACACACCCACCGAUACACAGUGCAUAUGCAUACAUACAUAUAUCUGACAUAUCUGAGUAUAAGCAAAUCAGGAACAGAUUCGAAAAGCCGCAGCUAUCAUGAAAGUGCAAUUGAGUGCAUAAAUUACUCGAACAAUUGUUUGCUGCCCAUUAUAUGCUUCACAGCAUCUGACUGCUGGUUAAUUUACCCCCACCAUUACCGCCCGAUCGCCCCUAAUGCAUCCAAUCGCUUUAAAUAUAUAUAUGCAUAUAAUUUAACUGCCUCUGCCUCUCCGAGCGUUUAGUGUGAAAAAAUAUUUGACAACGCUAGCCUUUCAAUAACCACAAAAAACAGCUGCAUGGGCAAAAAACAUUUAUGAUAAAUAAAUAAAAUAGAUAAUUAAAUGUUGGAAAAAUAGCAAAUCAACUAUGCAAAUCCAUACUAUAGAGUGAUUUAACAAAUAUCAUUUAUAUGGUUAAGCCUAAGCGAUGAGUUGUGUUGUUUACGUAGUUAAAUGUUGAGCAUUAAAUUUGAAUUUGAAAAUUUGAAAAAUGUUUGCCGCCAUUUGCAUAAGAUGCGGGUAUUAAAUGAAAUUAAAACACGCGGUAUACCCAUAAUAUGAGAACAAAUAAUAUACAAGUAUGCAAUUAUAGCGAAACUAAUUAAAACUAAACUGUAAUGAUCAGGUAUUAAAGUUAUGAAGUUUAAUCAAAAUAUAUUAACAAAUGUGUGCAUGCGAGUGUGUGCGUGAAUGUGGCCAAUACAAACAAACUCAUUGCAAUAUAGAGAAUACGGAAUAAAACAGUUGGGCAAAUAUUGCUGCAUACCUAAGAAGGCAAACUUAAAUACUAUAGUUAUAUACGGCAAUGGUAUUCGUAUUAUUAUACAACUUAUACACGAUAAACAACAUAUACCCGUGUACCCCACUUAUACAUACAUACAGACCCUCAUGAGGAACAUGGCCGGUCGGUAGGUACUCUUCCUAUAAGCCCAAACUUCGUACAAUUUUACCUUUUCAACGUCUCAGUGUCUAACAAAAAGCAUUAAAUGUAUUUCCGCAAGGGAGUUACCAAUAUAUUGCAUGUAUCAGUAAAAAUAUGUGUCAAGACACUCGAUAAUAUGAGGAAAUCGAUAAAUAUAUUGAUAUG
Molecule: messenger RNA, 4074 nt
Organism: Drosophila mauritiana
Lineage: Eukaryota; Metazoa; Arthropoda; Insecta; Diptera; Drosophilidae
Product: angiomotin
Exons: 6
Coding region: 1-1545 (514 amino acids)
Source: RefSeq, a predicted model, not a curated record